Messenger RNA from Perkinsus marinus ATCC 50983, 452 nucleotides. Its product is annotated as P35 antigen, putative. The annotation marks the transcript as partial. The transcript has a single exon. The record is from RefSeq and is a predicted model, not a curated record. Lineage: Eukaryota; Perkinsozoa; Perkinsida; Perkinsidae.
CUACCGCCACUGAUGAGAUCCCUGUUUCCACUACUGCUGAGGAGGCCACCGAUGCCUCAGCGACCACGGAUUCUCCAGUUACGGCUACCGCUGUCGCCACCACGGCCGAGGUCAUCACCGAGGCCCCGGCUACCGCUGUCGCCACCACGGCCGAGGUCAUCACCGAGGCCCCGGCUACCGCUGUCGCCACCACGGCCGAGGUCAUCACCGAGGCCCCGGCUACCGCUGUCGCCACCACGGCCGAGGUCAUCACCGAGGCCCCGGCUACCGCUGUCGCCACCACGGCCGAGGUCAUCACCGAGGCCCCGGCUACCGCUGUCGCCACCACGGCCGAGGUCAUCACCGAGGCCCCGGCUACCGCUGUCGCCACCACGGCCGAGGUCAUCACCGAGGCCCCGGCUACUACCAUUGAAGCGAUUAACGCUGAGACUACUUUCAGUCCGAGUACGUAG